Theileria annulata is the source of this 819-nucleotide messenger RNA. RefSeq lists its product as uncharacterized. Bases 1 to 819 code for a protein of 272 amino acids. Lineage: Eukaryota; Apicomplexa; Aconoidasida; Piroplasmida; Theileriidae. The transcript has 3 exons. Gene Ontology annotation, molecular function: L-ascorbic acid binding; procollagen-proline 4-dioxygenase activity; iron ion binding. Gene Ontology annotation, biological process: peptidyl-proline hydroxylation to 4-hydroxy-L-proline. Gene Ontology annotation, cellular component: endoplasmic reticulum. The record is from RefSeq and is a predicted model, not a curated record.
AUGAAUAAAGUGAUAGAUGUUCAACUUGAUAAAAACGAUGAGCUAGGUGAUAAUUUAGAGAAAAUUUGUACCUUAAAAUCUUUUAAAAAUAUAAGAAACGUUGUUCAAAACUGUGAAGAUAAGUUAAUAAUUAGAUACUAUAAAGAAAGUAGCCUAAUAAUCAACAAUGACGAGGGUGAGGAGGUGGUUUUGAGUAAAUUUUAUAUACUUUUUGACCCUCAAAUUUCCAUCAUUCUGAACAUUUUAAACGAAGAUUGGGUCAAUUAUUUAAUUAAUUUCGACAAUAAUCGUUGGGUAAACUCACAAACUUCUAUCGGUUCUACACAUUCUCUUCCCGAAGAAUAUAAAACGUUGGUCAGUAGAACUCGUAAGAGUAAGAGUAUAAUUUUUGAGCAUUAUGAGGAUGAGGUGAUAAGUAAAGUUGAGGAGCGUGUCGCACUGGUGGCUGGAAUUGACGUCAAGUACCUUGAAAAACUUGUGAUGGUUAAGUAUACGCCUGGUGACUAUUUCAAGGAACACCACGACGGCUCGUUUAGAUCACACACUCUUUUACUCUACCUCAAUAGUAUCAUUUAUUUAUCUCAAAAGCAACUUUCUCCAUGUUACAGAGUUACAUAUAAUGUUGAAGGAGGCGAAACUGUGUUUCCUGAGAUUGGAAUAGGGUUAAGUCCCAUUGCAAACAGCGGUGUUUUGUGGAGAAAUGUCACGGAUUCAGGCGAGAUGGACGAGAGGUUGAUCCAUGCUGGAACAACUCCAACUUCAGGCACCAAAUAUGUGGUCAACUGCUUCUUCAAUAAAUUACCAAUACGCUCCUAUUAA